Spirometra erinaceieuropaei is the source of this 9271-nucleotide messenger RNA. NCBI's taxonomy places the organism in Eukaryota, Metazoa, Platyhelminthes, Cestoda, Diphyllobothriidea, Diphyllobothriidae. The record is from the annotation of a GenBank genome assembly.
AUGGCCAUCUGCGCGCGUCCAGCCCUCGAUUCGCCCGCCAAGGUCAUCCGACGCGCUCCCUGUACACCGAUUGGCCUUGCAUGGCUUCGCCAUUCGCCCACAUUGCGGAGCAAGUGUAGCACCACCACCACCGCCGCCGCCGCCGCCGCCGCCGCCGCCACCGCCUCCAACGAGCGCAGACACGCGCGCGAAACGGCUUUUUCUACCGGAACAGCCAGCCGCCCGCCAAAAAGGGUGCUGUCGUUGGUGCCGUUGCUAUUACUGCUGAUAAUGUUGCUGAUCACUGUUACCGAAGCUGAUCGCACGCUGAGGUUCGGGCCUCCGCGAGGGAUUUUUGCGCGCGACGUAGGGCCUCGGACGGCCGCCAUUGGAAAAUGCCGGCCAAUAAUUUUAUGCGAACAGAAGUUGCCAUGCCGUGCCUGGUUGUAAACUUUUCUGGGAGGCAACGUAAACGCAUACUUCCCGAUUGUGAUUCGGGGUAAGUAGUGCUCGAGGCGUCUGGCAUUCUUGCUGUUAUGCCUGAAGGAAUAAGUCGCAAUAGGAAAAAAAAUAUUGUUUGCUCCAGGCAUAUGUCAAUCCCAUAAAACGUACUAUUUCAGCGCUGGCUUGGCCUUGUUGCAAUAAACUCAUGUUUAUUUUGUGACAAUGCAGUAGAGGCGCCAAACAUGUUUAGAACGCUUAUCUGCGAUUAAAGUUAGCACUAUGUUUUACCUGUUUCACGACAAUUUGGCCGAUUGCUGUGCAGUAUGAAAGCAUUCGUUUUUCAUACACGCUCUUUAGAGUAGAAGAUGAAUUUUUUAUCAUGUAAUAAUUAAUUAUUGAAUUCCCAUACGAUUCUGCAGCACAUCUGCACUGUAAUUAUUUCCGCUGUGCACAGGAUUUUGUAGAAAUUAUAGAAAGUUUAAAACCGUAAAAUUUUAUACUAGAUGCAUUUUUACUCAUUAUGAAAUUAGCCAUUUCUGGUGCAUUUUUAAGCCGAUCCUCAGACACCCUGUAUACAUUACAUUAAUGGGGAAUUGUCACUUCUUGACUUUGUAUGUCGUCCUGGCCUAGAGUAUACAAUUGUGUAGACAUGGUUCCCACAGAGAAAAUACAAUCAUGAUGGAUGAGUGGCACGCGUUGACCAGAAAGCUUGAAUGUGAGAAUUUUAGAUAAUCUUGGUACCGUAAAAUUGGACGCGAGAAAUGCAACUUUUUUGACUUCUAUUUAAAAUUUCUGCUACGACGGUCAUCGCCUUGUCGUUGCUUCUAGGCAUUCCAGAUCUUGUUUUGCCAAUAAUCGAUCUAGUCUAUUUAAAUGUUUUCAUUCAUCUGUUUGGUGAAUUCCCGUUGGAAUCACCUGCAGCACCUGGCUGAGUUAGAGUCGGAAAGUCAAGGCGAAAAGUAAAUUUUGUUCCCAAAAUUUAUGCUUUUUGGAAAUGCGCAAGUGAAGCGGUACAUACAAAGGAGUUGAAAAAUGAGAGAAAGAAAUAGACGACUCGUAUAGAGGAAAUCAGAGUAAAAAAGCUUAAGUAGUUAUAGAUUCAUACAGAUUUUAAUUGACAGUUCUGUUGUUUGUCCGACGUCAUUCAUGAAUAUUCAAGACUGCUGCAAGAGUUAAUUAACAUGCUACUUAGUCAUUUAUAUCGACAUGCUUAAAGUAAGUGCGUACAGAUUAAAAUUUUUGCAGUAGCUGGCGUUUGUUAUGAUUAAAAUGAAAAUUCACAUAUAUAUCGACUGAUUUACAACUCUAGCAUCACGAGGGGUAACUAUAAGUUCAGGCACUCUUUCCGCUGCUGUCCGAUGCAUCUCCUCAGUUUGUCUCCUAUUGUCCUCUUUGCAGUUUCUGGCAUAUACGAAAAGUGUAGAGCUAAUAAUUUCGAAAACUGCAAAAAAUGUUUAUAAAAUGCACGCCGGCUCCGCACGUUAAUUCGUAUCUCACGCAAACGACUUUUUCAUCUCAAAGUUAUUCCAAUAGGGACUAAUCAGUUUUACAGUCUUGACAGUGAUAGGUCUGCGGACAUUAGUCAGCUAAAAGGGUCAUGGGGAUCACAGGCAUGAUCUACAAUUAUGAACAGUGCAAAAUAAGAAAGUAGAACAUUAUUUAAUUUAUACUCGCAUCAGAAUGUAGCAGAUGAAUAUGUACAAAUUUUUCGGCGAUCAUCCGGGUAGUAUGCAUUUUCCUCAUCACUUAGUGGUAUUUCCUAGAAAAAUUGCAUGAAUGUUUCUUAGAUACUUCCAUUUACUAGGACACCCUAUUUUCUCAAACUUUUAUUUCCGAAAGGGUAUUCCAGGUUCCAUAAAAUUUGCCUGAAAUUCUGAAGACUAAUUGGCUUACCUAUACUUUCGAUAAAUUAUUGUAAGGCUACUUCAUAUGGGAACGGAGUCAAAUAAGGCGUCCCAGGAACCAGAGGAAUAAAAUGAAGUUCAUAUUGUGUAAUCAGACAAACUUUAGCCGAUUCAUUUGAUUUCAGACAGGUUUUACUCGAACGCGGUCCCAUAUUUAUUGAAAGCAAACAUAUACUCGCAAACUAACCUGUUGAAUUCUCUCAUGGAAAUAUCCACUUGAAAUUAUUAGAAGGCUUGAAUUGUUAUAAGGUCCGAACGGUUCCAAAGUAUAUGUCGCGUUCCUACUCUUAAACAAAUUCCUCAAGAAUUUCGCGCACCAGGAAUGCCUGUGGACGACUGUGCAUGUUGACCCCAGUCGUCGAUUCAUGUUUCGUUUGUAGGAUGUGUGGGGCUUAAAACUACUGCAAUAAGAGCAGGAUAAUUUAUAACAGUGAUAAAUUAAGACAGCUAUAAAAAGUCCAUAUAUGUUUUCUUAAGGAAUCAUGGAUGUCCCGAGCAUGUGACAUAAUUAUGAGCAGUGUAAUAUCCGAAAAUGUGAUAUGAUUUAGUUUGUAGGCACGUCAAAAUUCUCUGAAUGAUUGCAUGCUACUUAAAUAUCACGUCUAGGGCGGCACCUGUUUUUUCGUCAAUUUUCAGUGGUCCCUCUAAAUGUGAUGGUAUUUAUUAAAAGGCAUGCACAGAUAUUUAUUCCCGAUGCUCAAAUCAUAGGACGCCAAUGCUGAAAUUUUUAUCUGAAAGUGUGAAUUAUUUCAAGUUGCUAAAAGUUCGGUUUUAAGUUGUAGACAAGCCGCACUUUCAUAUUUUCCCACAGCUCCUCAAGCAAAUCCCUGUAGGCUUCUGCAACGGGGCUCAUAGGUUUCUUUUUCUGAAACUUUGACGGAAUUAGAAAUCACGAACAGACAUUAAUUUCGGACGACCACCUUAGAAGAUUCUUCAUCUUAAGAGAUUUUUCUGUGAAGGUUUGAAGAAUUUUAAGCUUAAAAAGUUUGCUUUAAAGUUUUUAAAAAGAUGACAAUUUCCCAAGGCCUCGUAAAAAGUUUCUGUAGACAUCUGUGUCUCGGAAGUUUGCAUACUGGUGUUUAUGAUUUUCUGAUAUAGAUAGUAACCACCUAGAAUCUAUUCUACACAGGCUUCACUAGUAAUCAUAUGGAUGUCUUAAAAACAUGAGAAGCGCAAACAUUUUGCAACUUAAAUUCAUACUUUUCGAAAAAUCGCAUUUUGAAAAAUGCGUAAUAUUCUUUAAAAUGAGCAUAGUGGCUCGCGUUUCCGUAUGCCUCUUAGGAAGUAGGACUGGAUGUGUACACGCGUUAAAAAUAAUUGAGUCGGUCGAUCUAUGGAAAAUUGUUUAACUGCUUAAGCGACCAUUUUUAAAAAUGCGAUAUAUACACAUGGCUGGAGUCUUUUUCAACCAAAAGCCCCCCUCUGCGAUCGUAGAUAAAGAUUUCCAGUAUUCUAACUCAGUUUGAAUAAUAUUUUUAUUUUGUGGCAUGCGGAUUGCACACGGUAAUAUACAGUGAGUGACCGAUCUCACGAAAUGUUGGCUGAAAUUCUGAAAUGCGUUUUCGAUUAGGAAGGAUUACUUGGCCACGAUUGUGAUACUCAUUAUCUAGCGGCAUAAUCUUAUAAUAUUUCUUAUUUUGUCCGAUGUCAGCUUUAGAAUACAUUGUUCUUUAAUCUCCUUUAGAAACCAUACUCGGCAAAAAAUUACUACUUAAGCAGCAUGCAUUUUCCCAUUGAUUUUCGAUGGUCUUGCAAAUUCAAAUUUAUCUUAUAGAAAUCAUGAACUUAAAUAUGUCCUUUUCAGUCACUUAAUAGAGAACCUCGUCUUCUUUAUAUCUUAUACUCAAGGAAGGAGUAUAAUUAGGGUUUUAAAAAAUUUUCUUAUUAUGAGAUUUUUUAAGACCUCGCAAUGUUCAUUCACAUAGCAUCGCACCUCGCCGUUUACCACUGCUCCUCAUGAAAUGUACAACAUGGUCCGCAUCCAUUGUAAAAUUUAAUGGACUCUGUAUGACAUAGAAAAAUAUGGGAUUUUUUUUACGCGGAACGCAUCCACCUUGUAGAGUGUAAUCACUUAGCGCUAAUGCAGCGAAUGAUCAGGCUCCAAAUUUUUCGGCAAAUAGAAAACUUUUUAAAACCUAAUUAUACUCCUUCCCUAAGUAUUAAAUAUAAAGAAGACGUAAUUCUCUAUUGAUUGACUAAAAGAAAUCAUAUAUUUGUUUGUGGUUUCUAUAAAAUAUAUUUGAAUUUCCGAGACCAUCGAAAAUCAAUGGGAAAAAUGCAUGCCACUUAAGUAGUCAUUUUUUACCGAGCAGGCUUUCUACAGGAGAUUGAAAAGAAGUGCAUUUAAAAGCCGACAUCCUGCCGAGUCUAAAACGGUAUAAGGUUAUGCCUUAAGAUAAUCAAUAUCACAACCGCGACCAAGUAAUCCUUAAUAGCCGAAUAGUGGUUGUAAAAAUUGCUCCGCUUUCCACUUCUUUCUAAAGCUACUUUUUGUACAAUCGAGCACUUAAUCAGGGAACACCACGGUUGCCCAAAGAAGAACGCAAUGCGAUUAAGGGGGUUUUUGUCUGUUAAGUAAUCCUUUUUAUUCGAAAACGGAUUUCGGAAUUUUGGUCAGCAUUUCAUGUGAUUAGUCACUGGCUGUACAUGCAUACACCUAUAAUUUUGAAUUAGUCAUUGUUGCCAUUUCCUUAUUUGGUUAAGAAAACUAAACAAUUCGCUCGCAUCAAACUGAAAACCAGGAAAUCGGUUGUGCUCGCGCAGACAGUAACCACAUGGCGUGCAGUUUUUAAACUCAUCUAGCGUCUGCAGAUACCUGUACCAUUUCAAGGGGGCGAUAUUUCGAGGGUCAACAAUUUUUCGAGCAGUUGCUUAGGUUUUGCUCAGCCUACAACAAGAAUUAGCAGGUUCGCGAACCAAAUCCUAUCACCCUACCUCAGUGGAGCCUAAUUAGUCUGCCCGUUCUGGGUGAUAGAAACAUUUUAAAGGAAAAUGUGACUUUCUCCGACUAACAAUAGAAAUCCCCGUUUGCGAACUUUGCAUUGGCAAACUUGCCGUAAUGGGCCUACUCCAUGAGGAGUUGAACAAAAUGCGGAGUUUUGAUUUUGCUUAGAAAGAAUUAUCUAGGUGAUUUACAGUCCAGCAAACAGCCAUAGUAAUCUUUUAUCCGCAAACGAACUGGGAAAGGUAUUUAAAAAUAGACAUCCGUUGCUCUGUCACACGCGGAGGCUAAUAAUCCUUUAAAAUAUCAAAAUUCUCAUUAAAUAGAGGUGUCAGAGUCUGUCGAUGGAUACUCACGUCGUAUCAGCAGAGGAAACCAGCAAUCGAUAUACCCUUAAAAGAUCGGAGCUUCUAGAGCUAGUGGGUCGGGAUCACAAAGUUGCUCUAAUCACUCAACUGCUUCCAGAGCUAAUUCUUGUACAGUCGACUGCUUUAUCAAUGAACACCUCAGCUAUCCAAAAAACGUUAUGCAGUUAAUGAGAUGUUUUUCUGCUGUAUUCGGUCUGAAAUAUUGAGAAAGUAUAGGGACGAAAAUCUAUCAAAACUGGUGACUUAACCGUAAUUGCGAACAAGUAUCUAACCUGAAACCUUUACAAUUUCUGAUUUUUUAAGUUCUUUGCCGCCCUUUACGGCCUAGGCUUUGAAUUAUAGUUUUUCUGAAAAAUGAAAACGUGAUUUAUAUGGACUUUAUAAGAAGCUUGACGAUAGUCGUAGUUAGUUAUCCUAAAAUAUUAUGUUUAUUUGCUUAUUUGGGACUCUUUGAAAAGAGGAACAAGAGAGGAAGGAACAUUUUUCUUAAAUUCAGUAAAUAUUGAACAACCAGUCGGUUUUACACAUUAUAAAGUCUGGAAGGUAAGGCUCCGCUUGUAUGUCUGUGUGGUUUUACUUCAUUAAGGAGAAACAUAACUUGUUUGAACACGAAAACAGGACAGAAACUCGAAGUUGCGUCAGCUUUCCUGUUGGAAAAAUAAUGCGUGUUUUGUUCUAGAAGGAAUAUAUCAGUAUAUUUCUUUCCUGUCAUUCAAACGAGCUGUUUCUACUUUCUUUCGUUCCAAGUGCUCAUUCAAAAAUAGUUGUCUACUUAAGUCGUCCAAGUACAGCAUUUUGCGCACUCGUUCUGGCCUUCUUAGGGCUGUUCGGGUUGAUGUAAGGCACUUUUAUUUGAGAAAAUCGUUACUUUUAAUUCAAUUUUAAAAUUAUUGGGUGUAUUAAUAAAGCAUAAAAUGUGGUGGAUGCGCAGCACUUGCAAGCGCCAAAUUCACUCGAACAAAAAAGGAUGAUGCGAUUUUACGACGUUGGUUACACCAGAUAUAAAGCUCUCCUUGGCGGAUAAAUAAAUGCAGUAAUAAGUAUUCGUAUAAAAGAGAACACCAACCAUGAGAUAAUCCUUGGUUUCGGGCCCCGGCCUGGGAGGCCUCCUGCUUCAUCCUGUUGGUAGGUACUAGUGGCUAAGGUGGAGUCGGAGAGCUUAGUAGGCAGCGGGUAGGUCUCUUCACCGGUCAACGGGAUUGAAGUCGGAUUUGCGGGUUUUAAUUAUUUGAUGGACUGCACUGCUGUGGAAGCCCCCAUAUCAAACCACAAGAUAAGUAAAGUCCAGGAAUCGGAUCCCGACUCGAGUAACCGGCAAUUUAGUCCACCCCGGUCUACACUGAAGUUCGAAAUCAUCUGGGUAAGAGGAAUGACCACUGAGGGGUGGACGGCUGGUCUCUAUGUGAGAGCCAUCUUUAUUGAUUGUCUUGUGUGGCUAUGCGUUUAAGUAGAGUCGAAGGCGAACAAUACACCUCGAAAAUCGGGUGUCCUUCGUCCUUGUAUGGACGCGGCGUCAGCAUAAUCACUUCUAACUAUAGUUCGUUUUAUGUGUGUGCAUUGCUUUCUGUAACCAAAACAAACGCUUUGUUUUCGUAAACUGUGAGGUCAUUUGCGAGACGGCAGUUUCAUCAUUUCGAGUGUUUGAGCAAGCUUCAGGAAGCCGUUUCAACAUCAAAACCCAAAGCGCUGGUGCAUUUAAAAGAACUAUUGAUUAGCGCUUCUCACUUUCGAACAGUUUUUGAAUGCUUCUACAGCUAAGUAUAACUAAAGGCGCGUACUUUUAUUUUUUAGAACUUCACAUAAUUCAAAAUGUCGAAAGGUGAGUUUUUUUGCGUUCACCUUUAUUUAAAAUUACAAAUUUACCGAAGUUACGCCUUUCUCUCGCAUUCCUACGCUAUUGACUUAAAAACUACUAGUUUUAUUGGAGUUAAAGGAGGUUCACUUUUUAACAAGAGUGCUUCAACCGGCUAGGAUUGUUAAUAAACACAUGCUUCUGAAAGACAUAUUCAACUAACCCUUUGUUUGGGCUCAUGCUGAAACUUUGGAUUGCAGACUUGGUUUCUAACGAAAAUUAGUAUGACAUUGACCACACCAUCAAAUAUACAUAAUGCUCACACGGAAGGGCGACGUGACUGCUCUAAAGUCCACUCAUUUCUUUAAGUCUGCGCUUGGAAGUUUAAAAAGGAAGACAGACUACUGAAUGCUUAAUCGUGAUCUAGAGCCUCUAGUCGGCUGCCAGUUAGGUUUCACCAAAUACCGAGGUACCGGUGACUACUCUCCAGCUACCAACAACACCUAAAACGUGAGAGCAAAUGCUGGAAACUACUAUCAGGUUCGUGUGAGUAUGUGUUCGAUGGGGAACUAGCUGCUGCCAGCGGCGUUUAAGUAGAAUAACCCACCAGGUUUCGUCCUACAUGCAAAUUAGGGAAAACGUUUGUCGGAUAGGGGAGGGAUUGUAUCAGCCGCCGGAAGUUCCACAGCAAUAAGGGCUAUCCCUCUCAAAUGAGUGGUGUAUCACCUGCACGCGGACAGUUUAUUGUGUCUCACCUAAGGCUAGGUUAGGCAUUCUCGACUGCUGGCGAGUCGUAGAACCCCGCUGGGUCACAGAUGGCGCCGGCCGGGACAGCCUUCAACCCGGUUUUUAUUCGCGUCUUAAUGGGAUAUACAACUCCUCUCCUACCCUAGCAACAGGCACCUAGUUCACUCCGGUUUAUUUCAUCGGUUCCGCAUGCGUAGGACUGACUUUAUGUAAGAAGUUGGAAUAUAUGCCAAGAAUAUCCGUUCGAAGCUUGAACUAUGUUCAUAACAGAAAUCAGAGGAGUAGGUGGCGAGCAUACGCAGGUUUCGAUAAAUUCUCGUCGGGCCAGUACAAUUAUAUGGAAACGGGGUAGAAAGCUAAGAAAUGCUACGAAAGCUACGUAUGUUCGCCACCUUGUCUUUUGACUAUGCUCAUAAGUUGCCUUCUUGACUAGUUACUCGGAAUUUUUGCCAAUUCGAAACGCGAAUGCAUUAUUUGGGUCCUCUACACGCCUCAGCAGACCAGCUAGAUCAAUAUUGAUGAGAGCUUGAUGAGGGUGACUGAAAGUGCUUAUUGGCGCCCGAUAAUAACCGAGUUACUUAAAGUGAUUUAACACAGUACUAAUUUUUGCAGCAUAAAACAAACUUUUUCUGCAGUCCUACAAAGGGGGUUCUGUCUACUAAUUUGGUAAUACCUUAAAGACAUUUUUAUUUAUAAGGAGACGACUAAAUCGUAUUUAGGGUGAUUCUUGCAUCAAAAAACCCUCAAUCUGCCUUCUAAAUUGAUAAUCAACGCCGCAGAAUUUCCACCUUUAACCCUAAGCCCCCUUGUCUGAUUAUGCAAUACUUAAGUGAGUCCAGAACUUAGUAACACUUGCCAUUACUCGUCUCAAGGCACAGACACUUAGAAGUUAUCCUUUUCUCCUUUAUUCUACAAUAUCUUUCACCAGAGCUCCCCACAGACGGAGUAGGUAUCGUCCGAGCUAACAAAGUUUCCAUAAAAUUUACAUCAACCAAAUGCACGAUAGUGCAAAUGAAAGCAAUUUCUUUCAAAGAAAUUUAACACUUUGAUCUGAUGUUUUUCUUCACAUUUACAGGCAAUCCAAAAGCCGCAAUGA